This is a messenger RNA of Parasteatoda tepidariorum (common house spider), 7231 nucleotides long. RefSeq names its product LINE-1 retrotransposable element ORF2 protein. Lineage: Eukaryota; Metazoa; Arthropoda; Arachnida; Araneae; Theridiidae. The record is from RefSeq and is a predicted model, not a curated record. Gene Ontology annotation, molecular function: catalytic activity.
CUGAAACUAAUCUGGUUCAUAAGAAGUUGAUAAGAUAUUAGCUAUCUUUAACAAGUAUACCAAGUUCAAUACGUCUCAUCUAUCAUCUAUUGACUAUUGUUUUGUCUUGAGGCCAAUAGAUGGCAGGCUAUGCUUUUUAUUAGUUGAAAAGAAACUUGUACUUUAGCUAGACAGAAGAAAAAGGAUAAAACAUGAAACAAACGUGACGUAAUUGAGAGUUGCGACACCUUUGAAGUCCGAUAAUGUUCUCUCAUGGCAACGUUUGUAAAUACAAAUUUAAGCACGAUACAACAUUUUUUCACCAGUUGUGAGCUGCCCUAAAGAUUAUUUUUACAGGAUUUAUAUAUUGCAUCUGAAUGUUGGAAUGCAUAUCAUGAGACAACAGAAGAGCUUUCUUACUUCACUUUGAGACCAAAAAAUUGCUGGAAAGGAGCAAACCGAACUUCAAACAUGAAAUUUCUAAAUUUCAUUUGUUAUCAUUGUUUCAAUCGAAUUCAUCAGUCUUAUGUGUGACUUGUAAAUUCUACAGAAAAUAGGCGUGAAAUGACAAUAAAGAACUAAUAGCAUCUUACUAAUAGAUAAGAUAACGCUAUCAUCAGCAAUUCUUUUUCUUCUUCAAGAAAUUUCAUAUUUCUCUGAAGCAUGGUGGAGAGAGAAAUUUACCACAGGUCUUUCACUUUCGGGACUUGGAACGUACGAGGUUUAACAGAAAAAAAGCAAGAGACUUUUGCUGAAAUUGAAAGAGAAAACAAAGAUGUGGUUGUACUCACAGAAACUAAACUCAGAGGAUCUGGAAAAGAGGAAUAUCCAAACUAUAUCCAUGUUUACAGUGGUGUUAGAGUUGGUGCUGCCAGAGCCGGCGUCUCUGUUCUCGUCAAGAAAGAAUUUUCCUCUGGUAUGAGAUGGAAAGUAGUUAACGAACGAAUAAUCAGAGUUAGGCUUAAAGUAGGGGUGCAUAAAAUCGUGGUUCUCGGUGUUUAUUGGGUUGAUGAUUGUGCUAAGACUGAAGUUAAAGACAGAUUUCAAACUGCAUUGUGCAAGGUUUUGAAAAACAUAAAAAUUACAGACGAGAUUGUCAUUCUAGGGGACUUCAAUGCCUGGGUUGGUACAUCCAUCAGCAGCAGAGCAAUUGGAAGAUUCGGAGAGGAAAAAAUGAACAACAAUGGCAGGAGACUUAUUGAUGUUUGUGAAAUCUUUCAUUUGAAGAUUUUAAACACCUUUUUUGAUCACGAAGACAUGCAUAAAUACACUUGGUACGAUAAAAGGAGCAAUUCAAAGUCAAUAAUUGAUUAUUGCAUAGUCAGACAAGACACUAUUUUGAAAUUCGUGGAUGUUAUUGCUUGUAGAUGGCUGGAAUGUGGCACAGAUCACAUUUACUUAGAGGCGGUGGCAAUAUUUUCUUCGAUUCCGCCUCCAAAGUCAUCUUUGCGUAUGUAUAAUUCCUAUUUGUUAUUUAGUGAGACAAUUGAAGCCAAAUAUAAAGAACACCUUGAUAGACACAUAAUUUUAAAUAAGUAUAAGUCAACAGCGGAUUUGUAUCAGCACUUUAAGGAAGUGAUACAUUCUGCCGCUACUGAUGUCUUGGGAAUUGAUCCACUGGGUGAUAGGUCCGAGUUUUUGUGGGAUGAAGAACUUAGAAAAUUAAGGUGCAAAAGAAAGGAAUAUAAUAUAGGCAUAAAUUAUAUUUACCACCCUAAAUCAGAAGUAAAAAUAGAAGUUUGGAAAGGAAUUUGCAAAGCUAUUGAAAAAAUUCCAAAACAGUUUCAAAGGAACAAAGUGAUCUGCAAUAUCCUAAAAGAGUUUCAGAACCAGUCUGUUACAACUCUAACAGCAGAUAAAGAAUUUCUUGAAAUUUACUUUAAAAAUUAUUUUAAAGAGUGCCGCCCAGAAUUCAUUGGUGAUUUAGAAAGAUGCAUUGGACAAUCUGGUUUUUCCAUAUUUCCUGCAGAUAUCAUACAAGCUUUAAAUGAAUUCGAAGAUUUUGACGUGCCAUCACCUGGUGGUAUCAGUAUGCGUCUGCUAAAGCAUGGCAGCAAUAACUUAAAAAAGCUUUUGAAGGAUUUAAUUCAAGCAAUCUUUGAUGGCCAUACAAUACCAGAGGAAAUAAAUGAAAUGUUUUUCAUUUAUCAUUCCGGCGACGAGAAACUGUUGAAUCUUAUAAAUUGUUCAAAAUGUGUUUCUCACACUGUUAUGCAGGUCAUGAGUGCAAUUAUAAAAAACUUCAUCGAAAAAAGUAAUGCAUUUAAAGAAAAAUGCAAACUAAUUCAUGAAGAAUCAUGCUUGGAUGCAACUUUUGUUCUAAGAAUGUUGCUUCAGAAGUGUGCUGACAAGCAAAAUAAGCCCUUGCAUUUAGUUUUCAUCAAUUUAGAGGAAGCUUUUCUUGAUGUACCACGCAUAAAAAUGUUUAAUGAACUUCAAAAGCUAGGGAUUGAGGACUCUUUAGUGAAGAUAGUUAAGCAUUUAUACAAAGACAAUACUGUUCGCAUGAUCUUUUCAAACGAAAUUUCUAAACUUAGUUACCCAGUAUCUAAAGGGCUUAAGAAAAACUGUGCCUUAUCCCCAACAUUAUUUAAUGUUUACAUUCGAAGGGCAGUAAAAGAUUGGUUAAAAGAAAACGAUAAAAAGGGUUUCCCCGUAGACACCACAAAAAUGUUUUCGUUUCUUUCGGAACAAACGAAUUUAGUUGUUCUUUCCGAUAGUCUGAAGCACUUAGGUUCCGCGAUAGAGAGCCUACUGAAACAUUUAGGAAAACUAAAUUUGCAAAUCAGUUUCAAAAAUAUCAAAUAUUUAGGGAUAACUGAAGAUGAUGAACGUGAACUGAUGAUCGGCAAGAGAGGCAUAGUCAGUGAAGACUGUUUUGAAUUCCUUGGAUCGGUAUUAGAAGUUGGUGGCAGAAACGAUAUCGAUAUUAACAAUCGAAUUAUAAGUACGAAGAAUGCAAUUGGCGUAUUGCACUCCGUUGCUCGUGACAAACGAAUUGACAAGGAUUGCAAGAAAAGGAUAUACCAUGCUAUCAUUAAUAACAGCUUGACCUUUAGUUGUGAGACGUGGACAAUGACUGAGAAGUUUAUGUCACGUCUUCUUCGAGUUGAAAUGUCUUAUUGGAGGUGGUGUUGCGAAAAUUAUCCCCAGCAUUUCAAAAAUGAUAUCGUACUUGAAAUAAUGGAGGUUGAUGAAGUUGUUGAUGAGGCAGUGAAGCUGAAGAGGUCAGCUUGGUUUGCAAAAGUCAAAAUGACCAAUGAUAAUAGAUGGUCAAAAUGUGUUCUGGAAUGGAACAUUGAUGGUAAAUCCAAACCUGGAAGACGGAAGCGUUGGAUUGAAGGAAUUGAGGAUUUCAUAAAUGAAUUGAGCUUGCGACAAGGGUUUGUUAUUAAAAAUAAGCAUUUAGAAAAUAUAGUUGCUCUAAAUCGUGAAUCACAUGAAGAUUCUUAAUAUUAAAACAUAAACUAAAAAUUACUCAUGCUUUAAUGUGAGUUUAUGCUACGUCAUAUUUUUGUUGUUGCUGUUAUUCGUAAUUAUUUUAUAUUAUGUUUUUAUCAUAUCAUUUAUUUAUUAUAAUGUUGUUCUUACAUCACUGAUUUGUAAUUAUAUGAUGUUAUGUUCUUAUGCUUGUAAUGCAUUACUAAUUUGUUAUUUUAUGAAUUCAUAAUUUUUACAUGUAAUAUCAUUGAUUAAUGGGCGUAAAUUUUAAUCUGUUUCCUAAGUUACAAAUUUAUUUUCUCACCUUGAUCAUUUGUUUUGUCAAUUAGGUGGGUCAAUUGUAGAAUUUAAUUUUCUAAUGUAUUCUCAUUUCGAUUUGAUUAUUAAUUUACAACUUUUUGAUUUCAUAGAUGAAAAUUAUUUAAAUAUUAAAAAUUUAUUAAAUAAAUAUAAAUGGUGUUGAUACCUAAUUGACACUCCUGCUACAAAGAAUAUUUUAGAUAUUUUAUAAGAAUAUGAUCUUUAAUCUGAAACAAAAUGGUCUUUAAUAUAGUGACACCAUUUCUAAAGAAGCAUUAUAAGAAUUAUUACAAUGAUAAUUUUCUAGUCUUAAUUGAACUCUAACUAGUUCCGAUUAAAACUAGUCCGAUUUAAAAAAAAUUGUCACAGAUGCCUGUCCAGCUCACUAAAGGUAAUUGUUUUGUUACCUCUAGUCUAUCGGAUCUUUUUAUACUGGAUCUGUUUAUUUGUUUGUUAAAGAUAAUCUGUUAUCAACAGAUUAUCCAGUUUUAUUUUAACAUCUAAGGCUCUCUCUUCACGUAACUAUAUACAGGAAAAUGCUGUUUGCAUAUACGCGCUUUUUAUUUAGACUAUGGCGUCACCUGUUGAUACAUUGAUGAGUUAGAAGAAAAAAAAAAGGGAAUUAAAAAGUUUCAGAAAACCACCAAUUUCGAAUAAAAUAUGUUGUGGUCGUUCAUGCUAAAAAUAGCAUUGCUUAAGAGAACAUCGAAAGUAAAGGUAUUUCGUGAUACAUAUUUGUUUUUCCCCUCCAAUUAAAGAUUGUUUUGUUUAGAUAUGAAGUGAAAAAUCGCUCGCAAACGAAGGCGUAUAUGCGGCGUUAUGUUCUCAGCAUUUAUAUCAGAAGGUUUCUUUUCGACGACUUUCUAAGACUUAGCAAUUCACUUUUUGCCUUUUUCUCACAUUCCUAGUGUGAUAGAAAUAAUAACUGCUCAGUUUCAGAAUUUGUGGCUCGUUAGGUAGCACAUACAUCAACUUAAAUAUAUCUAGUCAAUUUUACGACCACUGAGCUGUUAGCAAAUAAAAAAAAAGGAUUUAGAGAGUUAAAAGCUGCACCUUGUGCUAUGUAAAAUGAGUAGAAAAUAUUCUAGCAGAAAACUUUCUGUGAGGCUGUUCCUUCGAUUAUUACUAAGACAUAGGUAUACUUGUAUAACUUAACGAGCUUCAUUGUGAUACAUUACUAUGAGAGUGAUAUAAGCAGCAAAACAUUUAUAAACACUGGCCUCAUUACUAUUCUUCUCAGCAAUAUAUCUAUGGAGAAUAAUCUAAAAAAACUAGAAUAUAACUGAUGUAUACUCAUAUUUAUUGAAAUCACUAUAUGCUUUUCGGUAUAGACUGUAAUAGUUUUCAAAAUGUGCUGAGAGGGUAAGAGGUAUUACAAAUUUUUUUUAAAGCUUAGAAUAUUAAAAUAUCAAUAGAAGGGAAACAUAAUUUGCCAUGAAGAGUGAUUUCAAGAAACCCUUGAGUAAGGCAUGAAGUUUUAAAUGAUGAAACAAAGUUCAAAAUAUCAAAAUGCAACCAAAUUAUUGUAGGAUUACUACCACACUACGUAAUCCUAAGUAAUUCUAGUAUACUUUGUUCGCAUUUUGAUGUGAAGAAUUUUCAGCAUUCGAAACUUCAUGGUUACUGCUUCUGUGUUACUACUUUUUUUGUGCUUUCAAAUUUAAAUUAUUUAUGUAGAUAAAGGAGAAUUUGCUAUUAACCUUUUUAGUCACACCAAGACAUAUAUGUCCCACAGACGAAAACACCACUGGGACAUAUGUUUCCCAUCUAAAAAACCUGGUUUGUCACAUAUGUCUCAGCUCCCAUCCGCCAAUGGCUAAAUUGUUGAUUUUUUAUUUCAUUUUGGCGGGAUAUUGUUUUUUUUGUGUGCCUUAAUUGAUCCUUUUGCCUUAUUGAUCGUAUUUUGUUUUUGAUUUUCUUGGAAAAAAAAAUCUGGUCUUGAAAGGGUUAAGGAUUGUUUCUGCAAUAUAGCAUCCUCUUAAAAUUACUACAUUGAGGUGUUUAAUAAUAGAGCUAGUAAUAUUGCAUAGUUGAAGAUUAAUAGUUUUAUGUGCCAUAUAUUACUUAUACAAGUUAUAUAAAUAACAUAUACGUUUAAAUCUAUAUAACUUAUGCAAUUCAUCAAGCAUGUUGAAAUGGCCUAACCUUUCACUUCGCUCGUUCCUUGUAAUUUUAGAGACCUAAAAUGUAACAUAAAAAUACCUCUAAAAGCAUUACAAUUCUAUAUUUGGUAAAACAUAAUUCGGAAGGAAAAGUUUUAUCCAUAUUUUAGUACCUAAAAUUAAUAAAUUAUGUUGAUGUAAGGAAAACUUAUCUUUCGUUGAAUUAAACAUUUAAUUCCUAUCUCUAAAAUAAGGCAAAUAAUGUCCCAAAAUAAAUAAUUUAUGAAAUAAUAAUUUCAGUACAGAAAUGUAAAUUUUAUUUGAUAAUGAAUGAAACAGAACAUUUUUCACAGUAAUAUAUAUUUAAAAUAUAAACUAUACAUUUAAAUUAAUAGUUUAAUGAUCCAUUUAUGUUUUAAGAAAAUUAUAUUACGCAAAUUCUAAACAAACAUGCCUUUAAAUUCCAGUUUUUAGCUUCAAAGAAAAAAGCUUUUUUUUGUUUAUUUUUAGAAGGGAAUAGUACGUUUAUAUUAUUUAGAGUAAAAGUAAAGUUUUAUGUAAUUAAAUUGUUUUUAUUUAAUUACUAAUUCAGAGUUUUUGUAUAUUUUCUGAAACCUGCUGACAAUGGGAUACAUUAACACAUGUUUUUACCUAAUUUAUUUUACAGGAUUUAUAAUUAUUCUUAAUUUAUUAAAUUCGGAUUUCUGAUCUUAUUUAUCUUUUCAUAGUAUGUACGAAAUGAAAUUUUAAUUUUUGUUGAGUUAUUUUUCAUUUUGAGAAUUAUUAUUAGUUGUUUGUUAUUAUAAAAAAAGAUAGUUAGUGUUUCUUGGUAUUUUAGUAUCGUUAGCAUUUCCUUGUUAGUAUAAAAUUAAUUUCAAUGCAAAUUCCUAAUUUUUUCUCAUAAAUGCUGCAUAGAUUGUUUUAUGCAAGUGAUAGAGCUUAUAAGUUAGGGAAUAAAAAAGAAAGAUUUGGUGUUUGGUGCACGCAAUGAAAUGCUUCUUGCCAACUUUUGCAUAGUCUUUUUUGCACAGUGUGUGAUCCUACGAUGCAAUAUUUAUUGUAUGACUUCCUAUUUUAAUUAUACGUAGUAAUAAAUUAGUUGGUUUAAAGUAUUUUUGAGUUUUUUUAAACAUUUCCUUACUUGUAUAAAAUUAACUUCAUAGCAUAAUUUUCAAUUUUUUUAAUAAGUGCUGCAUAAAUUGUUUUAUGUAAGUGAUAAAGCUUAUACGUUAGGAAAGAAAAUGAUAUGAUAUUUAGUCUAUGCAACAGAAUGCUUCUUGCCAACUAUUGCAUAAUUACUUUUGUAUUGUAUGUGAUGCAUUAAUGCAAAAUUCGGUGUAUGAUUUUCAAUUUAAAAUAUAUUAUUAAAUUAGUUGUUUGUAAAUGCAAUAAAAAUAUAAUUUAAUGUA